CGAAACAGAUUAUAACAGCUGGUUAGAAAAUUCCGUAUAAUUAACGAAUAAACAUAUAAAAAAACCUUAUAGUGUGUGGCUGGCCGUGAACCAACAUGGAGAGCCAAUAGGUCGUAGCCACCAAAGCACUAUCUAGCGCGUGACGUACACGUAGUCAAUGACUAAUGUUUCAAGGACGAACCUAGCCGCAUUAUAGUCCACGUUCAAAUGAGGCCCACUAGUUUCCAUAAAAGUCAACUUCACCCCCAAAAAAACGCUCCAAACUUUUGACCUUUUCGCUUUUCUUGAUUUGGAGCCAGUGGCAUUUUCGUAAAAUCAUUUUGAUCUAACCGCUUUGAUGUUCUUGCUUAGUUUCCAUAACUUCUGUCAUUAUCACCUUUAUAUUUGUUUUUCCUAAAAAAGCCAAAUAUUCGUAAUCACGAUUUUUCUCUUGACUCUUAUAAUUUAAUGUUUAUUCCAAUUAAAAAUAUUAAAUUUAUAAAAGCCCAGAUCUAUUUCUUUUUCCCCUCACUUUUGUUAAAUAUUUUUUUUUUCUCUUGAAAUUUUUUCCAGUUUCUAGCAAAAUCUAUUUUCUCUGGAAACUUUGUAACUAGGGUUUUCGUUUCGUUUUCGAAAUUUGAUAAUUAGAGAGAGUGAUUCAGUGAACCUGGACAUGAUCAGGUUUACUGAUUUUACUGUUUUAAACUUAGAAAAGAAUAGUGAACAAUCUGGAGUUCUAAAAUCUAAAAAGGGGAGGCUUUUAACUAGUAUAUCUCUCGUGUACUUUUUCUCUAAUUCUUAAAUCGUUCUCUCUUCCUGUUUCUACUUUUUAAAAUCCCUUUUCGCUUUAAUAAAUUGAAUAAAUCACGUAAAAGCUCUAAUUUGGAGGAAAAAGGCUAAAAAGCGAGAUCGAAUUCUUCUUCUUCUUUUUCCAGAGAUACUAUGUCGUCGAGAGCUCACCCUGUAGACGGAGAUUUAAGUCCGGCGACAGUUGGUGGAGGUCUUCCGAUGAAAUCUCCCCCCCACCGGCAUAAAGUUGGAAUCCCACCUAAGCAAAACAUGUUCAAGGAUUUCAUGUACACAUUCAAAGAAACUUUUUUCCAUGAUGAUCCUCUUAGGGAUUUUAAGGAUCAGCCUAAGUCUAAGAAGUUUAUGCUCGGUCUCCAAUCCGUCUUCCCGGUCUUCGAUUGGGGACGUAACUACAAUUUCAAGAAGUUUCGAGGUGAUCUCAUCUCUGGUUUAACCAUUGCAAGUCUCUGCAUUCCUCAGGAUAUUGGAUACGCUAAGUUGGCGAAUCUUGAUCCCAAAUAUGGUUUAUAUUCGAGUUUUGUUCCUCCGUUGGUGUAUGCUUGUAUGGGGAGUUCUAGGGAUAUAGCAAUCGGACCUGUCGCUGUGGUUUCUCUGUUGCUAGGCACAUUGCUUCGAGCUGAGAUUGAUCCAAGCACAAAUCCAGAUGAAUAUCUCCGCCUUGCCUUCACUGCUACGUUUUUCGCCGGUAUCACCGAAGCAGCCCUUGGAUUCUUCAGAUUAGGGUUCUUGAUCGAUUUCCUUUCCCACGCGGCUGUGGUUGGCUUCAUGGGUGGCGCAGCCAUCACUAUCGCUCUUCAGCAGCUUAAGGGCUUCCUGGGGAUCAAGAAAUUCACCAAGAAAACUGAUAUCAUUGCUGUUCUUGAAUCCGUUUUCAAAGCAGCCCAUCACGGCUGGAAUUGGCAGACUAUACUCAUUGGUGCAUCAUUCUUGACCUUCCUUCUCACCUCUAAGUUCAUUGGGAAGAAGAGCAAGAAACUAUUCUGGGUACCAGCAAUUGCGCCAUUGAUAUCAGUUAUCAUUUCCACCUUCUUUGUCUACUUAACCCGAGCCGACAAACAAGGAGUCCAAAUUGUGAAACACCUUGACCAAGGAAUCAACCCUUCCUCUCUCCAUCUAAUCUACUUCACUGGUGAUAACCUUGCUAAGGGCAUCCGGAUCGGUGUAGUCGCUGGCAUGGUCGCUUUAACAGAAGCUGUAGCGAUUGGAAGAACCUUUGCUGCGAUGAAAGACUACCAAAUCGACGGUAACAAAGAGAUGGUAGCAUUAGGCAUGAUGAACGUAGUUGGAUCGAUGUCUUCUUGCUACGUAGCUACAGGAUCUUUCUCAAGAUCAGCCGUCAAUUUCAUGGCUGGAUGUCAAACAGCGGUUUCGAACAUCAUAAUGUCAAUUGUCGUUCUCUUGACAUUGCUCUUCCUGACUCCUCUCUUCAAGUACACUCCAAACGCCAUCCUGGCAGCUAUCAUCAUCAACGCCGUGAUUCCUUUGAUAGAUAUCCAAGCUGCUAUUUUGAUCUUCAAGGUUGAUAAGCUAGAUUUCAUCGCUUGUAUUGGAGCCUUCUUUGGCGUCAUCUUUGUUUCUGUUGAGAUCGGACUUCUCAUUGCCGUCUCGAUCUCGUUUGCUAAGAUCCUCUUGCAAGUAACAAGACCUAGAACUGCAGUUCUCGGAAAUAUUCCGAGAACUUCUGUUUACAGAAAUAUUCAACAGUAUCCUGAAGCCACUAUGGUUCCAGGGGUUCUUACUAUUCGUGUUGACUCCGCGAUUUACUUCUCCAACUCAAAUUACGUCAGAGAAAGGAUCCAGAGAUGGCUUCAUGAGGAAGAAGAAAAGGUCAAAGCAGCAAGCCUACCUAGGAUUCAGUUUCUCAUCAUCGAAAUGUCACCUGUUACGGACAUCGACACAAGCGGUAUCCACGCGUUAGAAGACUUAUACAAGUCUCUCCAGAAAAGGGACAUUCAGUUGAUUCUAGCAAAUCCUGGACCCUUGGUGAUAGGCAAGCUACACUUGUCGCAUUUUGCCGACAUGUUAGGAGAAGACAACAUCUAUCUGACAGUGGCUGACGCCGUCGAGGCUUGCUGUCCAAAACUCUCAGAAGAGGUCUGAAAUUUACAAGAAAGAAGAAGAAAUGAAGAUAAUGACGAAGAAGAAGAAGAAGGAAAUGUUCUCUAAGUGUUGUAACAGUAGAGUUAAGAAAGUGACUUUUGCCUUCAAUUGUAGUUCUUUAUGAUUCUUCUAUCCAUACCGAGAGGUCAAGUGUAAAGUUGACUACUUUUUGUAAUAAAGUUUUGUAUAUUAAGAUUUUUCUAUCAAAUCAAGUUUAAAAACUCAAAA
This is a messenger RNA of Arabidopsis lyrata subsp. lyrata, 3117 nucleotides long. Its product is annotated as sulfate transporter 1.2. The record is from RefSeq and is a predicted model, not a curated record. Gene Ontology annotation, biological process: transmembrane transport. Gene Ontology annotation, cellular component: membrane. The coding region runs from base 922 to 2889 and encodes 655 amino acids. Gene Ontology annotation, molecular function: secondary active sulfate transmembrane transporter activity. NCBI's taxonomy places the organism in Eukaryota, Viridiplantae, Streptophyta, Magnoliopsida, Brassicales, Brassicaceae. The transcript has 13 exons.